Molecule: messenger RNA, 444 nt
Organism: Acaulospora morrowiae
Lineage: Eukaryota; Fungi; Glomeromycota; Glomeromycetes; Diversisporales; Acaulosporaceae
Source: the annotation of a GenBank genome assembly
AGACCAACGCCAAAUUCGUGCUGGUUAUUGAGAAAGAGGCCACGUUUCAACAUUUGCUUUCAAGUGGAAUAUUGAAACAAUUUGGGCCGUGCAUCAUAAUUACUGGCAAGGGGUAUCCGGAUGUUGCCACACGACAACUAGUUAAAGUACUAGGGGACCAUCAGCGAAAUAAGGAUAAUUUGCGUGGAAGCAUGGCCAGUUCGAGGUCGGAAAGUUGGAUGCCCAUACUUGGAUUUUUCGACAACGAUCCAUAUGGUGGUUCUUUCUUUUCAAUAUUUUACUCAUUGAGUCCCAGCUCUCAUCAUUUUCUGAUGUUUAUCACUCGGACUUUGCUUACUAUUGCAGGCAUAGAAAUUCUGAGCAUAUACAAAUUUGGAUCCCAGGCGAUGUCAUUCGAUAAUGAAAAUUUGGCAACAACUAAUAUCAAAUGGAUUGGAUUGCACU